Molecule: messenger RNA, 2683 nt
Organism: Paramormyrops kingsleyae
Lineage: Eukaryota; Metazoa; Chordata; Actinopteri; Osteoglossiformes; Mormyridae
Source: RefSeq, a predicted model, not a curated record
AUCGGCCAUUUCGGUGUCGCCACGUCGGGGUGACGGUGACAGGAGGCGGGUCUCCGGGACGGCAGGGGGGCGGAGGCGGAUGAGCCUCGGCAGCAAAGCGACCGCAGCAGACGGCAUAAGGAGCGAGGCGGCUGGCGACCAGUAGAGAAGGACAAAUUAGGCAGUCAUGGAUAUCCGCAGAAUCGUCCAGAAACUAGAAGCGGCAGGGCAGUCGCACCUCCUGCAGUUCUGGGAUGAUCUGAGCCCCGAGGAGCAGGCGGACUUGAUGCAGGACUUGGAGAGCAUGGACUUCACAGAGAUCAACGGCUUCUUUGCGGCCGCCAUGGUGUCUAGCCAGGCCAGCAGCGAGAAGGUGGACAGCCGGAUGGAGCCCGUGCCCAAAGACGUUCUGGGCAGCACGACCCGCGACCGAGACCAACUGAAGGCGUGGGAGGAAGAAGGACUCCUUCGUAUUUCCCAGAACAAAGUGGCCGUUCUUCUGCUGGCUGGCGGUCAGGGGACCAGACUGGGGGUCCCGUAUCCCAAAGGAAUGUGCAACGUUGGCCUUCCAUCCCGCAAGACUCUCUUCCAGAUCCAGGCAGAGCGGAUUCUAAGACUGCAGCAGCUCGCAGAACAGAAACACCAAAGCAAGUGCUGUAUACCAUGGUACAUAAUGACCAGUGGCAGAACCAUGUCCUGCACCAAAGAUUUCUUUUCCCGACACAAUUACUUUGGCCUGAAGGAGGAAAACGUCAUAUUCUUCCAGCAAGGAAUGCUGCCCGCCAUGGACUACAAUGGGAAAAUCAUCUUGGAAGGGAAAGGAAAAGUUUCCAUGGCACCAGAUGGGAAUGGAGGUCUGUACCGAGCCCUGGGAACUAACAAGAUCGUGGAGGACAUGGAGAAGCGAGGGAUGGCCUACGUCCACGUUUACUGCGUGGACAACAUCCUGGUGAAGGUGGCGGACCCCACCUUCGUCGGCUUCUGCGUGCAGAGAGGAGCGGAUUGUGGCGCCAAGGUCGUAGAAAAGACCAACCCCACAGAGGCGGUGGGAGUGGUGUGCAAGGUGGACGGCCGCUUCCAGGUGGUGGAGUACAGCGAGAUCACCCUAACGACGGCAGAGAGCCGGGGUCCCGAUGGCCGGCUUGUGUUCAACGCGGGGAAUGUGGCCAACCAUUUUUUUACCCUGUCCUUUCUCAAAGACGUCGUCAAUGUUCACGAACCCCAGCUGCAGCACCACGUGGCACAGAAGAAAAUCCCAUACGUGGACACACAAGGACAACUAAUCAAACCGGACAAACCCAAUGGGAUCAAAAUGGAAAAAUUUGUCUUUGACAUCUUUCAGUUCGCCAAGACCUUCGUGGUUUAUGAGGUCUUGAGGGAGGAUGAGUUCUCGCCCUUGAAAAAUGCUGACAGCCAGGAUGGGAAGGACAAUCCUACCACGGCCCGGCACGCUCUCAUGUCACUGCACCACCGCUGGGUCCUCAAUGCUGGUGGCCAUUUCAUCGACGAGAAUGGUACCAGAGUGCCGGCCAUUCCCAGACAUGGAUCCGCGGGAGGUGUCGGGCCCAAUGUGAAGCUAAACUUGAAGGACGGAACAGAUCUACCAAUCAAGUGUGAGAUCUCACCAUUGGUCUCCUAUACAGGAGAGGGGCUCGAGGACCUCCUACAAGGCCGCGAGCUCCACCCUACCCUGGUCAUCGACGAGAACGGCAUCCACGAGCUGGUGAAGAAUGGCGUGUGAUUGGCUGUCUUCCUCCCCGCCCUCGUCAUAUCAGAGAAUGUCGACAUAUAUAUGUGCAAUAAACCAAAGGAAGGAAGCUAGUGGAAGAGAAAAAAAAUCAACUUAUUUAUUUUCAUAUGACCUUUUCUAUCAUUGUAGUAUCUGUGGAAUUAGCUAUGCACUCAUUUAUAAGAGUAAUUUAUACAUGGAACUGUACAUGUGUUCGGUGUUUUUCCAAAUUAAAAUCCUGUUUAUAGACCUAUUUAAUUAAGGUGCAAAUGAUGGGUUUUAUACUGUCAGCAUGAAUCUAAGUUGUUUUUAUGGCUGUUAUUUCCAUAUGUUUAAAGACGGAAUGUUAAAACAUGGAAUAAACAGGGCAAGUUCCUGGUGAACAUGUUGGCAUGGUUUCCGUAUUAGAGGUCCAGGCCUCUGCUGAAUCAGAGUUUCCAGAGCACCGAGUAUGGAUGGAUUUUUGACGCGGCCGAGUCUGCGAUAGUCAUUCAGGAAAUGCUGCUUUUCCGUCUUUCGCUCUUUGACAUGUUUGGGCCGCCGUCACUGGUGGUGUGUGUCCGUUACCGCUCAGACUCCACGUGAUCCCGUGGAGCAGAGCAUGGCGGCACCUCUGAAUGACUUAAACCUCUUAAAUCCGUUUGUGUCGUGAUGGUGUGUUAGACCCGUACGUAAAUAUCCUGCGCUUGUGCACAUCCACAUCCAUUAAAAAGUCAUUUGGAGGAAAGUCGUGCAUAUUCUCCAAAUUGUUCUUUGGAUCUUGAAGUGAAAUUCACAUAAAUGUAUAGAUGUUUCAGACUUCUGUACCAAAGUUUGAUUUGAAGCUGUGCUGUUUUUACAUUUAAUUUUUUACCUCCUUUGAAAAAACGUGAUAAUAUAAAAUGGUAGUACCCUUAAAUGCAUAAUGUGUGACGUUCCUUAUACCAUUUUUUUAGAUUUCAUUUUAAUCAUUGAAUAAAUGCUAACAUGAGACUA